Molecule: messenger RNA, 741 nt
Organism: Fusarium poae
Lineage: Eukaryota; Fungi; Ascomycota; Sordariomycetes; Hypocreales; Nectriaceae
Exons: 1
Coding region: 1-741 (246 amino acids)
Source: RefSeq, a predicted model, not a curated record
AUGCGAAUAUACGAGCAACAACAGGGGCCCUCGGCCUUCCAUGAGGAGAAGGAUGUCUACUCCCGACACGAUGAUAAGGAACUGUUCGAGGUUGUGUUUAGCAUUCCUGUCUCACACGAAGGAGCCGCGUAUUUCUGGGAAUUGGGUUCCUCAAUAAUACAGCCCGGAUGGGAGGAGGUCUUUUCCCGGUUCCCUGAUCACUUACACUGGCUAGUAGCGGAGGUGAUUGAGCCCCUCAUGUCUGGCUUCACCUCUAGAUGCCCCGCACACUAUAACCAUGCUCGACAAUAUACAUGGGACCUGAUUCUCGAAACUGCUCAAGAACUAGGUCCUCAGAAAUACGUUAGACGUCCUCACCCGUACGGAGCUAUCGGCGAUGGUCGUCCUCGCCCAGGAACGGGCCCUGCAUCUUCCUCACCUUCUCCCGCAGAAGCAACCACGUCUCCUCCUCUUCAUCAUCUAACAUACCAGGAGCUUGUGGUAUCUUCUGUUCCUGAUAUUAUAGAAGAGGAACCCUCAAGACCUUCCUCGCCUUCUUGUUUGGGUGAAGACACGCAUUCGCCUCCUCCCCAAGCAUACCAGGAUAUGGUCGCGACAUUUGCUCCUGAUGAGCGAAACGAGAAUUAUACAGCUUCUUCAGACUAUUAUCAAGCAACUGACAUAUAUCCUGAAAGGACACAUGACUUCAGUCCAAGUAAUAUCGGCCCAGACUAUUAUUGUUCAACACCGCCUUCGCGUUAG